AUGCAUCUCCCCACCCGCAAGCGCGACUGCGCGUAUCUAAUCUUCUUCGCCACGCACAUUCCCAUCAUCUUCCUCGUCGACACCGUCCCCCUGCAACCGAGCUCCCUAGUCUCCAACUUAUCCCUGUCCCUCCGCGACUUUUACAUAACCACCUACCGGGAUAAAUUCUUCUCCGAUCCCCCCACCUGGUUCACGGCCUUUAUAUGGAUGGAACUCCUCUACCAUGUGCCAUUGAGCCUGUGGGCCGUGUGGGGUUUAUUGUGCGAGCAUCCAUUGGUUCCUGUGCACCUUCUCAUUUUCGGGGUACAGGCCUUUGUCACCUCCCUGACGUGCCUGGUGGAAGUCUGGAAUUGGCCGGACCGCUCCGUCGCCGAGAAGCAGCAGAUCACCUCACUCUACGGCCCUUACGUAGCUCUGGGUGCAUUCAUGGCCCUGGAUAUGGUCGUCCGUCUACGAAGCCAGCUGCUCCCGAAAUCCAAGCGCGAGUAA
Penicillium cinerascens is the source of this 489-nucleotide messenger RNA. Its product is annotated as EXPERA domain-containing protein. NCBI's taxonomy places the organism in Eukaryota, Fungi, Ascomycota, Eurotiomycetes, Eurotiales, Aspergillaceae. The record is from RefSeq and is a predicted model, not a curated record. The coding region runs from base 1 to 489 and encodes 162 amino acids. Gene Ontology annotation, cellular component: endoplasmic reticulum. The transcript is spliced from 3 exons.